Messenger RNA from Mizuhopecten yessoensis (Yesso scallop), 613 nucleotides. Its product is annotated as NADH dehydrogenase [ubiquinone] 1 beta subcomplex subunit 7-like. Bases 53 to 451 code for a protein of 132 amino acids. NCBI's taxonomy places the organism in Eukaryota, Metazoa, Mollusca, Bivalvia, Pectinida, Pectinidae. Gene Ontology annotation, cellular component: mitochondrion. The transcript is spliced from 3 exons. The record is from RefSeq and is a predicted model, not a curated record.
UUUUAACAACUUAAGCGACAUACGCCAUUAGAAAUAAGGAGACUUCUGCAAAAUGGGUCUUCAAAUAUCAACGGGGUUUGGAAGAUGGUUUGAACCUGAAUUGUACCCUUAUGAGAAAGAGAAUCCUACUUUUGAUCCCAAUUAUGGAUUUUCAAAUGGUCGUAAAGAGAGAGAGCCUCCAAUCUCCUAUGAACAGAUGGUAUCAGCUAAAGUGCCAGAAGAAUUUCGUGAUUACUGCGCCCAUUAUUAUAUCGACUUUAAAAAAUGUCUACUGAAGUCAGUUCCAUUCGGAUACAGAUGUAACCAUGAAAAACACCACUUUGAAGAGUGUCAACAGAAUGAAAUGAUUAGUAGAAUGAAAGAAUAUGAACGUGAAAAGCGACUAUUACAACGGGCCCAUAGAAAGAAGCUACAAGGAGCAGUUGACAAUGUGGAGGUAUUGGAGGAUUAGACAUUAGUUUGAUAGAAAACAUUUGUAAAUAUAGACCACACCCUGGAAUGUGUUACCCAAUUGGCCGUGACACCAUGAAUAUCUUACAUCAGGGAAAAUUACACGAAGUUGCAUCAGUUUUAUGUUGGGGAAAAAAUUAAUAAAAAUUGAUAUUUUUUGUGA